GUCACGUCGUUCGCUCUGAGAGGAGAGAUUACAUUAUACGGAUCUACUGACUGACAGCUCCCAAGCGAGCCUGCUGUAUUCUGUUGAAUUCUUCGCUUUCCGAGAAGAGGAGAGUAAAGCGCUAUGAAUGUGUCGCGGGCAGAGGACAAAGCUUUCCUACUGAUGAUGUAAAAGCUCAGUACGGCGUGAACAUUUACUCUAAGAAGAAUACAGACGCGAACAGGAUCUCGUCGCUUUGUAAUUUCUGGGACAUCGGCUGGCUACCAACGAAGAUGAGCCCCUGUUGUACAUUUUGAGGAAGCUGAAUUUUUGGCGAUUUGGAGCUGACAUCUGAAUGCCAGUCUGUUUUUUGUUAUUAGAUAAUUGUUUCAGUACAAGAGACAGUAGCGUUUGACUUGCUGAUGUUUUCUCUGUUUAUUUUCUGACCCAUUGAAACACGUUACUAAUGUAUUUUGCAGAGGGCAUAUCUUAGUGACCGUUUUUGACGUUUUUCUCCUCUCCGUUUUAUUUCGUUCAGUUCUGUCCCAAACAGACAGGCCAUUCUUAACUGCAGUUCGAGUGUCCAAUUUAUAUCGACAAUUUUUGCUCUACUAAGAAUUCACAUGUUCUGAAGUAACAACGAGACAGCUUUUAAAGGACAUUUUGUUCAUCUGUGCUCGCUUUCAGGCUCAUAUUUGAAGACAACUUAUACGCACCGCCAAAUGCUAGAGUUGAAUUAGAUCGUCGGUGGAACUGAAACUUUAAAAUAACACCUAUUAUCUAAAUACACUCAAAACAUCGCGGGCAUUGCCAUAUCAACGGAAUAUGUUGUUGAAGGAGUACAGAAUAUGUAUGCCGUUAACGGUGGAAGAGUACAGGAUCGGGCAGCUGUACAUGAUCAGCAAGCACAGCCACGAGCAGAGCGACCGCGGCGAGGGCGUGGAGGUGGUGCAAAACGAGCCCUACGAGGACCCCACGCACGGAUCGGGCCAGUUCACCGAGAAGCGCGUUUACCUGAACAGCAAGCUGCCCAGCUGGGCCAGGGCGGUCGUCCCUAAAAUCUUCUAUGUGACAGAGAAGGCCUGGAAUUACUACCCUUACACCAUCACAGAGUACACAUGCUCCUUCUUGCCAAAGUUCUCCAUUCAUAUAGAAACAAAAUAUGAAGACAACAAAGGCUGCAAUGACAAUAUCUUUGACAACGAGGCCAAGGACAUGGAGCGGGAGGUGUGCUUCGUCGACAUCGCCUACGACGAGAUUCCCGAGCGAUACUACAAGGAGUCCGAGGAUCUGCGGUACUUCAAGUCGGAGAAGACGUCACGGGGCCUGCUCCAGGAGGGCUGGAGGGACACACAGGACCCCAUCAUGUGCUCCUACAAGCUGGUGACUGUCAAGUUCGAGGUGUGGGGCCUGCAGACGCGCGUGGAGCAGUUUGUGCACAAGGUUGUGCGGGACGUCCUGCUCCUAGGACACAGACAAGCCUUCGCCUGGGUAGAUGAGUGGAUCGACAUGACGAUGGAUGAGGUGAGAGAAUUCGAGCGGGCCACUCAAGAAGCCACCAAUAAGAAGAUUGGGAUUUUCCCCCCGGCGAUCUCCAUCAGCGAGACCCCCCUGCCGUCCUGCGCCCGCAGCGGCCCUUCCAGCGCCCCCUCCACCCCGCUCUCCACAGAGGCGCCUGAGUUCCUCUCCGUGCCCAAAGACCGGCCCCGCAAGAAGUCCGCCCCAGAGACGCUCACCCUGCCCGAUCCCGCCCAGAGAGAGUCUGGCUUUCGGCUCUCCAGCCUCUCCCCCUGGCACUCCAGCCCCCAGCAGCCCGAGUGACGGGCCCUGCUCGUCCCGCUUUAACUCCACCUCCCCCUUCAGACAAAUCAGCCUCCAUGAUCCAAUCUGCAACACAAGCUCUCCGGCCCUAAUGUCCCCAAUCAUACACCUCUACACUCACAGGGCAUGCUCUCAGGCUGUACUUCAGUAAUCAAUCCCCAGUCUCACAGGCCACUCCAAUUAUCAAUCCUCACACUCUUGGAGGGGGUGCUCCAGCAAUCAAUCCUUAAACGCACAGGUUGUGCUCCAGUCAUCAGACCCCAAACUCAUAGGCUGCUCCGAUAAUCAGUCCCCAAAGUCAGAGGGUGUGCUUCAAUCAUCAAUCCCCAAGCUCACAGUUUGUACUUUUGUCAUCAAUCCCCAAAACGUACAGGCCCUACAUGCUCUAGUAACUACUCCCCCAAAUCACAAACCAUAUUCCAGUUCUUCUUACACAGAUGAUCUGGUAGUGCCUCUGUCCUCCACACAAACUUUGGCAGGAGUAGGCUGAAUCAGACCAGUCCUGAAUGGCUGCUUCUCUGACAUCGAAAUACAGUGCAGCAUGUGAGCGGUCUGAUUCAACAAACCCCAGAUAUUCGCCAAGAAACUUUGCAUUCAGUGUUGUGUGUCUUUCCGUUUUGUGUCUCUCUAGAUUUCAAACAUAAACCUAUACUUGAAAGCCAGAAUGUCAGUUAGUUUCUUCUUUCACUCAUUUAGUUUAUUCUUCAUCAUCAUCAAAAGAAAAAUUCAACUGGAUAAGUUGAUGUUCCAUAUGUGGCUUAAAUCUGGUUGUCCUGGCAACACAACAUCAGACGUGUUGGCAGUGGUCUGCAUUAUUUCCGCUGUACUAUAAAUAUCCCCUCAAAGGAAUGGAAUAAUUCAGAAAAGCAGAAUUAAUGAAACAGUUCAAACAGCUCAUGAAUAUAUACACAGAAUCCACAGAUAGAAUCUCUAAAGUUCAACUCGGCAAGAGUGUCAGAAUCUGCCAUAUUUACCUUAUCAACCGUAUCAACCUGGCAGUUCUGUUUGGAUACUUUCAUGCUACCUGUAUCUACCCAGAACCCGUACAAUCACUGAAAGAGAUGACGCCUCUCAGGUCUGCAUUACUCUUCUGCCUCAUGGAAGCUUUUGAUACACAGGGCAAGAAAUCUGCCUCUCUCUCUCCUACUUACUCGAUGGUUUUAACAAUAUACUCUAGCUGUAUUUUUUGUAUGUGUACUGACAUAUCAAUAUACACUCACAACUAUAGCAGGACAUGGAAGGUUUACACACAGCAAAUUACACAUGAGAAAAUAGGAGCAUGUUUAAAUUAACCUUAAAGGCGUUUGGUGAACUUUGAUGAAUAAGGAAUCAAUUCACUUGAGGUAUGAGGAACGGGGAAUCAGUUCACUAGUGUUGACGUAAAAUAAACUUGUUUUUGUUGCUCUGUAUUUAGUAUCAGUUUGUCUUCAGAUUCUGAACAGGACAGAGUGUACUGGCAAAAUAGCACAGAGACUAAUGUGAACAGACUGUACAAACAUUUCUGUGUAGCACAGCACAGCAAAGCACGAAUUUAAAGACAUUCACUGUUCAUUUUUUCAUCUUGGUCAGACAGACAGAUAAUGUGAGCGUUGUGAUUACAGCUGUUGCAUUAUGUAGUUGCAGGAACUUAAACUUUGUCCCCACUUUUAAAUGACCAUUAUUACUUUAUCAACAAUAAUAAAAACAUCCUGAUGAGUGUCAAGCAUGUCAGACAUUUGAAAUCUUUCCAAUUACAUGAUGAUAAUGAGCGGUAAAAUCGACAUGGCUCGGUUUUACACUGGGUACGGUGGAGAGAGUGUAGGGGUCAAGAAGAGAUAGAGAAUGAACAGGGCCAGGUGAGGCACUUCAAAACCUCACCUCACAUCCCUGGGUAUCUAAAUACAAUCUAAAUUCAAUCGAAAUCCCUUUUCCAUUUUUGUCGUCUUUGGAAUGCCAGUUAAUAUUGCUUGACAAUGUCAGUGUAUGGGUUUUGAUGGCUAAGAAAAUAUUUUUAAAAUCUGCCACAAGUUGCUCAU
This is a messenger RNA of Megalops cyprinoides (Indo-Pacific tarpon), 3815 nucleotides long. It is a transcript of the gene pitpnc1a, whose product is annotated as phosphatidylinositol transfer protein cytoplasmic 1a. NCBI's taxonomy places the organism in Eukaryota, Metazoa, Chordata, Actinopteri, Elopiformes, Megalopidae. The record is from RefSeq and is a predicted model, not a curated record. The transcript has 9 exons. Bases 805 to 1800 code for a protein of 331 amino acids. Gene Ontology annotation, cellular component: cytoplasm. Gene Ontology annotation, molecular function: phosphatidylinositol transfer activity; phosphatidylinositol binding. Gene Ontology annotation, biological process: phospholipid transport.